Rangifer tarandus platyrhynchus (Svalbard reindeer) is the source of this 915-nucleotide messenger RNA. The record is from the annotation of a GenBank genome assembly. Lineage: Eukaryota; Metazoa; Chordata; Mammalia; Artiodactyla; Cervidae.
AUGGACAAACAAAAUGUGCAAAUGAAUGCUCCACACCCAGGAACAAAUUUAACAGGUGAGUAUCCCCUUGAAUAUCCAUCAGCAGCAUUCCCAGGACCUCCGGGAUAUAUUGGCUGUCCUGGCCCCCAGGCUGGCUAUCCAGUGCCACCAGCUGAUUAUGCAAGUCCUGGCCCAGCUGGCUUUCCUGUCCAACACCAGCCAGUGACUAGUCACCCAGGUGAGCCCACCCAGGUAUCAUGGAUGCCAGCACCACUACCUCCAUUAAACUGCCCGCCGGGACUGGAAUAUUUAACUCAGAUAGAUCAGCUAUUGAUUCAUCAGCAAAUGGAACUUCUGGAAGUCCUCACAGGGUUUGAAACUAGAAACAAAUAUGAAAUUAAGAACAGCCUCGGACAGAGGGUCUACUUUGCGUCAGAGGAUACUGACUGCUGCACUCGGAAUUGCUGGGGGCCUUCUAGGCCUUUCACCAUGAGGAUUCUUGAUAACAUGGGCCGAGGAGUCAUAACUCUGGAGAGACCGCUGCGGUGCGCCUGCUGCUGCUGCCCCUGCUGCCUGCAAGAGAUAGAAAUCCAGGCUCCUCCUGGUGUCCCAGUAGGUUACGUGACUCAGACCUGGCACCCUUGCCUGCCAAAGUUUACAGUUCAAAAUGAGAGGCGAGAGGAUGUGCUAAGAAUUUCUGGGCCAUGUGUUGCCUGCAGCUGUUGUGCAGAUGUUCAUUUUGAGGUUAAAUCUCUUGAUGAUAAGUAUGUGGUUGGCAAGAUUUCCAAGCACUGGACUGGCCUUGUUAGAGAGUUAUUUACAGAUGCCGAUAACUUUGGCAUCCAGUUCCCGUUAGACCUUGAUGUGAAAAUGAAGGCUGUGAUGCUUGGCGCAUGUUUCCUCAUUGACUUCAUGUUCUUUGAAAUGAUUAAGUGA